Trametes versicolor FP-101664 SS1 is the source of this 513-nucleotide messenger RNA. RefSeq names its product OsmC-like protein. The coding region runs from base 1 to 513 and encodes 170 amino acids. The record is from RefSeq and is a predicted model, not a curated record. Gene Ontology annotation, biological process: response to oxidative stress. Lineage: Eukaryota; Fungi; Basidiomycota; Agaricomycetes; Polyporales; Polyporaceae. The transcript is spliced from 4 exons.
AUGUCUGCCUUCCUCUCUCGCACCUGCGCUCGCCACGCGAACCGAGCCAUUCAGCGUUCUGCGAUCAUCCACGCGACUCGCUCAUUGAUGACCAUCAAGGACCACAAAUACUCGGCCCACGCCACCGCGCGCGGACAAGGCCGAAAUGGCCAAGUCAAAUCCGACGACGACUGCGGCCUCGAACUGCGCCUCGCCAUGCCCAAGUCGCUCGGCGGCAAGGGCGACGGGCAGAACCCUGAACAGCUCCUCGCCAUGGGCUACGCAGCUUGCAUGCUCAGCGCCCUGCAGAUGGUCGCCGGCCAGACCGGCAAGACAGAUGCGGCGCGCAACGCCGCGGUCCAUGCCCAGGUCCAUCUUGGCCAGCCGGACGGCAUGGAAGGUUUCGGGCUGCAGGUAGACCUGCAGGUCGAGGGCAUAGACGACAUGGAGCUCAUUCAGGCGGGCCACAAGGCCUGCCCAUACAGUCGCGCGUUCGCCCAUGGCGCUGUGGUGAACGUCACCAAGGCACAGUAG